Gadus morhua (Atlantic cod) is the source of this 1074-nucleotide messenger RNA. RefSeq lists its product as uncharacterized. Bases 138 to 905 code for a protein of 255 amino acids. The transcript is spliced from 2 exons. NCBI's taxonomy places the organism in Eukaryota, Metazoa, Chordata, Actinopteri, Gadiformes, Gadidae. The record is from RefSeq and is a predicted model, not a curated record. Gene Ontology annotation, molecular function: N-acetyltransferase activity.
GUCAUUUUAAUCCUCUCUGUGAAUGGGUGAUUAUCACAAUCUGUAGCUAAAUUCAGAGUGUGGAGAAAGUAGGGAGAGGGAGGACUGGUCCUGAAGGCUUAAAACUUAGCCAACAACGAGGGAAAAGAGGCAAAAGCAUGGAAAAGAAAAACAACCUCCAGUUCUCCAUCCGGGGCUACGAGGCGUCGGAUCGGCGUGAGGUGCUGGCGCUGCUGUCCGACGGCGUGCUGGAGCACGUGUACCCGGCCUUCUUCCGCAGCCUGGCCUACCCGGACCACGUGGGCGUGGCGCUGAGCGUGUGCGUGGCCGGCUACGUGCUGGGCGGCAGCUCCUACCUCCUGGCCCUGCUGUUUGGCGCGGCCUGGGCCGGCCUGCUCUACUACUGCUGCCACCAGGUCCACCAGGGCUACCUGCAGCGGAGGCUAGAGGCCGCCCGGGGCCAGAACGGCCUGCUGGAAGGGAGCGGCCUCUGGGUGGCCGAGACGGAGGUGGGCGGGCGCACCCGGCUGGUCGGGGCGGUGGCGGUGCGGGCGGUGAAAGGAGACCAGGGGGCUCCCGGUGGAAGGGGCGAGGACCGGACCGGAGAGGAGGAGGAGGAGGAGGAGGAGUUUGAGGAGGGGGAGGAGGAGUUGGAGCUCUACGGCGAGUUGCCCCUCAUGGUCGUGUCGUACGGCUGUCGUCGCCGGGGCCUGGGCUCGCUGCUGGCGCUGAAGGCCCUGGAGACCUGCAAGGGCCACGGGUACACACGGCUGCUGGUGGACAGCAGCUCGCCGCAGGCCGCCGCCAACACCCUCUACCGGAAGAUGGGCUUCGUCCAGACGGCGGCCCACGGUGAGACGCACGCCAACCGCUGGAUCGCCAUGCUGGCCAGAGUGCAGGUGUUGACACUGGAGAAGUUGUUAUAGUGGCGGUGGGCGGACGGGGGGGAUUCCACACGGGACACAGCCGUCACUGUGAGGUUACCACCGUUGCUGGUUUUCUCAACCACUUCUUGUUUUCUGUCAAAUGUACUGGAAGCACCUUGCAAUGCAAACAACCACACCAAUAAAAGUAAGAGUCAUUUCCAUGAGACAA